ACAACCACAACUACAAGGACAAGCUAUAGCUGUAGUAUAAGGAUGAUGAAGAAGAAGACCAUGAAGAAGCUUGGCCUCGCUUCUCUUCUCUUCAGCAGCAGCAGCAGCGGCACUAGUGCAGGUGGAGCGCCGUGUUCGUCUUCCUCCUGCUCCAUGUCCUCCACGUCGUCGGCGUGGCAAUGGCCGUCCUGCAAGCAGCCGAGGACGCUGUCCUUCAGGCAGCAGCAGAUGCAGACGAUGAUGAAGACCAUGAACUCCGCCUACUCCUCCGGCUGCUUCUCCAACUCCUCAGCUUCUCGAGACAGCCUCAGCUCGGCCACCUGUUCCGAUGCCUCCGCCUCCGCCGACGCAGUCGGCCGUGCCCUGCGCUCCGACCGCCUCUUCUUCGACCCUGACGCCUCGGUGCUCAAACUCAACAAGAAGACGAAGAAGGCGUUCGGCGGGGCGACGGCGAUGUCCAUGGAGUCGUCGAACCCAUACAGCGACUUCCGGGCGUCGAUGGAGGCGAUGGUGAGGAGCCACCACAGCCACGGCGGCGGGAAGCAGGUCGAUGACUGGCGGUGGCUGGAGGAGAUGCUGGGGUGGUACCUCCGGGCCAACGUCAAGAGCACACAUGGCCUCAUCGUCGCCGCCUUCAUCGACCUGCUCGUAUCUGUAUCUGCGUCGUCUUCGUCUUCGUCCACGGCAUAGCUAGGCCGAUUAUUCCUCCUCCCUCGACCUCGAGCAAGUACGAGUAGUUAAUUAAUUACUCCACUCCAUUAUUAUUUAACAAACAAUUUUGAUUAACAUCAAUUAAUUGGUUGCGCAAAACGAAAUGCAAUACAA
Oryza brachyantha (malo sina) is the source of this 825-nucleotide messenger RNA. RefSeq names its product transcription repressor OFP13-like. NCBI's taxonomy places the organism in Eukaryota, Viridiplantae, Streptophyta, Magnoliopsida, Poales, Poaceae. The transcript has a single exon. The record is from RefSeq and is a predicted model, not a curated record. Gene Ontology annotation, biological process: negative regulation of DNA-templated transcription. Bases 43 to 690 code for a protein of 215 amino acids.